Molecule: messenger RNA, 1632 nt
Organism: Protopolystoma xenopodis
Lineage: Eukaryota; Metazoa; Platyhelminthes; Monogenea; Polystomatidea; Polystomatidae
Source: the annotation of a GenBank genome assembly
CUGAAAGUAUUUCUAACGAAAUAUUUUAAAUGCACAAAUGAUAAGCUUUAUUUUUUAUUUACAUUUUCUUUAUCUUUUCGUUCUCCAGUUGACUCUCAUGAUUCGGAUUUAACGAAUGAUCUCCUUACAAACGGCUAUUCCUUCCCAUCCUUCAGCGGCCCUUCAUUACCAUCUUCGUCUGCUAGCUUCUCCUCUUCCUCAUUCGCAUCCCCUAUUCCCUCCAUUUCCUCUCCAUCCUCCCUUUCUCCGUCUCUCUCUUCCUCCCCUUUCUCAGCCCUCUCUUUUACUUCUUCGUUUUCUACUCCCUCUUCGUCUUCCUUCACCAAAUUCAUCAAUUUGUCUUCAUCUUCCUCUCCCCAAUUAAGUUUAUCAAAUAGUUUCACUCACCCUUUAGCAUCUGCUGGCUCGCAUAACACCGGCCAGAACCAGGCUCUCAUGAAUUCCUCCAACUCCUCUACCUCAAGUUUAGAUUAUCACGCUUCAGAACCCCAAUCUAUCGAUCGGCACCUUCAUCCAUGUUCACUGCACCAAGUUACAUCCCACUUAGCGACCCCGACCAACAGUUUUCAUCUCAAUUCUCUUCCUUUGGAUGUCUUGAGUCCUACCCUAUCCAUCCACCGCCAUCACUCUAUGUGUUCCGACUUCUACUCCGAACCUCUUCCGUCCUGUUCUGGUGCGAGUUACAAUAGUCCACGACUCGAAAUACAUACAAGUCUAUCUGAGCUCCCCAGACCGUCCACAAGUUCGGCUUCUUUCAUGUCUCCUCUUGAUCUCGUAACCACCACCACCUCUUCGGCUUCAUCAUCCUCGUUUUCUUUGCUUUCAUCACUCUCGGCUCCUUCUUCACCUUCUGCUACUCCCAUACAUCCACCAUCUGUGAUUUCCAGCCUCCGGGUGAUAAAGGACCAACAUUUGAGCUUGUCCUCAACAGCUGCCGCCUCAAGUCUUCCUUUUGGUGGUGGUGCCUACAAAAAUCUGAUCUUUCCAUUAAACUUUCCUCGAAUCGACGCGGAUGCGAGUCCUACUGUCCGUGUUAUAUCAGCCAGUUCAGGCGAGGCCGAAGCUGCAGUCCGAAAGAAAACACCUUGGAAACAAGACUAUAUGAACUUCAGUAGGACAAGUCAAAAUUCCGCCGUCGUCUCUUCUAUUCUUGAGUCCGAUCUUCCCAGCCUCCUUUUCCAGCGAUCAAAUUCCCAGUCCCGAACAGAUGAUGGUUUGCCAAAGCCAAUGGACUCUCCCGACCCUCUUGAUCGAGUCAGCCACAUAGAGCCUCGUGGCGAGAACAUGCGUUUAUCCAGUGCAAAUGAGGCCCAUAGCAGCGUGUUCUCGCAGGCUGGACUUGUCAGCCUCGCACCGGUCAGUAGUCCCGGCAUCAGUGCUUUUACCACAGGCCUCUUCUAUCUAGGCUCGACUCCAAAGUCCGCCACUUUGUUCGAUAGUCUAUCCGAAAUUGAUGACCCCCCUUUCGCCCCAUUGCUACAUGCGACCAUUCCGGAGAUCAUCCUACAUCGCUCUAUUUUUUUGAUCUGUAAAAAAAUGUUGUUUACCAUGAUGAUCCCACAAACUGCGGCAAGUGUUCUGAGUGGAAGAACCACUUUGUUCACCCUUUCCAGUGAUACUGCUGUCUAUUGA